UAGUUCCCCUGCCCUUCUCGUAAUUCCGUUGACAAGGGUGGGCUAAAAGAGAGAAAACACGAAACUAGGGUUUCUUGAGCUACUUUAAUCUCCUCGUCUCCGGAGAACGCGAGUUGGUCUGAGGGCGGAGGCGGUGCGUCGAAGCAGCAGCGUCGGAGGUCGGGGGAUCGAUGGGCAACUUCAGGUUUCAUCAGUACCAGGUGGUGGGUCGAGCCCUCCCGACCCCGUCGGAUGAGCACCCCAAAAUUUACCGGAUGAAGCUUUGGGCUACCAACGAAGUCCGAGCUAAAUCCAAGUUCUGGUACUUCUUGAGCAAGCUGAAGAAGGUUAAAAAGAGCAACGGCCAAGUGCUCGCAAUUAACGAGUGGUUGUCUUCGCAUUUGCCAAGAUUUUUAGUUGCUCUCGUGUCCCUGAUAUUUGAGAGGAAACCGACAAAGAUCAAGAACUAUGGCAUCUGGCUGAGGUACCAGAGCAGGACCGGUUAUCACAACAUGUACAAGGAGUAUAGAGACACCACAUUGAAUGGUGCUGUUGAGCAUAUGUACAAUGAGAUGGCAUCCCGUCACCGUGUCAGAUACCAUUGCAUUCAGAUCAUCAAGACUGCUACAAUCCCUGCCAAACUCUGCAAGCGUGAGAGCACCAAGCAGUUCCAUGAUUCGAAGAUCAAAUUCCCUCUUGUCUUUAAGAAAGUCAGGCCCCCUACCAGGAAGCUGAAGACUACCUAUAAGGCCUCUCGCCCCAAUCUCUUUAUGUAGGAGGGCAAGCACUGAGCAUGUUUGCAAAUGUUUUCUUUUUGGUGUGCUCCAAAUUUUCAUUCUAUGGACUGUUAAGUUUUGUGAGUCUCUUCAGUUUCUGUUUUUGGGUAGGAGCUUUGUGUAAGACCUCUAAAAAGAAAGUUUUGUUAAUUCAGUGCAACAAUGAGUAGCAAAUUGUUUUUGAGUGUAUUUUUGGCUUGAAG
Molecule: messenger RNA, 958 nt
Organism: Elaeis guineensis (African oil palm)
Lineage: Eukaryota; Viridiplantae; Streptophyta; Magnoliopsida; Arecales; Arecaceae
Product: large ribosomal subunit protein eL20y
Biological process (GO): translation
Cellular component (GO): ribosome
Molecular function (GO): structural constituent of ribosome
Source: RefSeq, a predicted model, not a curated record